Cavenderia fasciculata is the source of this 963-nucleotide messenger RNA. Its product is annotated as short-chain dehydrogenase/reductase family protein. The record is from RefSeq and is a predicted model, not a curated record. The coding region runs from base 1 to 963 and encodes 320 amino acids. The transcript has 4 exons. Gene Ontology annotation, molecular function: oxidoreductase activity. NCBI's taxonomy places the organism in Eukaryota, Evosea, Eumycetozoa, Acytosteliales, Cavenderiaceae.
AUGAAUAUGUCUCAUUCCAACCCAUUAAAAGAGAGUGCAAUGUUAAUGAUGCCAUCAGAAGAUCAAGAAGAAUUAUCAAAAGUUUGGUUUAUAACUGGAUGUUCAAAAGGAUUGGGGUUGGCAUUGAGCCAACACUUGUUGGAAAAGGGCUAUCGAGUAGCAUCAACAUCAAGAUACAAAAGUGAAUUGGAAAAGGAAUUGGGUCCAGACAGCAAACAAUUCCUUGGCGUCCAAAUGGAUAUUACCAAUGAAAAAGAAAUCAAAUCAUCAAUAGACUCUGUUAUGAAAUAUUUUGGAAGAAUUGACUUUGUUGUAAAUAAUGCUGCCUAUUGUCAACUUGGUACAGUUGAAGAAUUAACCAAUCAAGAAAUCCAAUCAAAUUUCCUUGUCAAUUAUUAUGGUACUGUCAAUGUUCUAAGACACGUCUCACCAAUCCUUAGAAGCCAAAAAUCUGGUCAUGUUUUUAAUGUAUCAUCAGUAGCAGGAUUUACAAAUCCAUUCCCAGGAUGGUCAAGUUAUGCAGCAACUAAACAUGCAAUUGAUGGAAUGACAGAAUGUUAUGCAGAAGAGAUGAAAAUCUUUGGAGUUAGAGUUUCUUUAAUAUCACCGGGAGCAUUUCAAACCAGCUUCCUGUCGACCGAUCAUUGUAAAGUACCAUCUCAACCAAAUGAAGCCUAUGCUGAAUGUCCAAAACUAGCUCAUGACUACUUUACCAGUAUGGGUUGUUUUAAUCAUAUGGGAGACUCAAAGAAAUACUCAGAAUUGAUUGUACAAAUUGCCAACAUUCAAGAAACUGAUAAAGUACCAAAACAACUAUUUGUAGGAGCCGAUGCUUUUAAAUUGGCAAGAGCAAAGAUUGAUUCAAUGACCAAACAAUUGGAUUAUUGGGAACCAAUCGCAAGUAAAAUGGAUUUGGAUUCUCAUUUAAUUAAAAUUAAUUAUUCUUAUCCAAGAGAUGAAUAA